UUAAAAAAUAAGUUUAAAAAAAAGUUUUAAAAGUUUUAAAAAAUGAGUUUGAGCUAUUAAAAUCAAAAUGCAAAAAGAAAAUAUAAUGAAAAAUAAUAUUGAGAAAUCUGCCCCUGAUGAACUGAGACAAAAGUCUAAUGAAAAUGCUCUGCAUAUUUCGGUGCUUCUGGUGAGCAUAACAAUAAUGAAGCAGUAAGAGUUCAAAUAUUAUACCAAUUUUUUUUUCAUAAAAUUAGCAAAAAUUUUCAUUUUUUACCUUUCAAUCCCCAAUUGAAUCAAAAGUUUUCAGAAAUAGCUUAGGAAACCUAUAAUUAAACAAUCAUAUUAUUUUUUCUGUUUGAUUCAAAAUGUUCAAUUUAGGAUUUCCAUGUUGCUGAAGCUCCUUUUUUCUACAUGCAUUUCUACGAGAUAAGCUCCGCAUCACCACUUCGACAGAUAAGGUUGUUGACGUUUGGCAGCGAAAAAAAAAACAUCAACUGGACUUCUCUCGCUUCAAGCAAUAAUUACUAUACGUUCUCCAUAUGGAGUGACAACGUUUGUUGGGGAGUUUUUUUCCGCUAGAGAAUGAUCCCCUGUCACUUUGAUCUUUACCCUUUAAUCGUUCGGGCAAGAGAAGAAAAACAACAGGCGCUGUCAUAAACAACUGCUGCACCACAAGAAAGCUCUCGUCUUUUAUCGUUCCCUUUACUCCGUCGUCACAAGCGUUUGCUAUAUAAAACAAACAUUCACCAUGAUUUACACUCAAGUUCGCAACGCGGGCAAGCAUGGCAAAGCGCGCCAUGGUGCCGGAACGCAUUCCUGGAAAACCGCUGGUACGCAAGUACUGGGACAAAUUCUUCACCUUCACCAGCACGGUAGAUUAUUUCAAUCUUCUCAACACCUUCGGUACCGUGUUUGCGCUCCACUACCACAGCCCCAACACACGGUGGACGUGGAAAAAGCUGCUCUGGACGGUGUACCGCACGUUCUACCUGCUGUCCUAUCUUUCCUACUGCUACAAAACCUACUGGACGUUCAGCAACUGGGAGUACAGUACCGCGUCGGCUAACGUGCUUGGUGCGCUCGGACUUUGCAGCGGUGCCUUACUGCGGCUAGUACUGGUCGAACUGAACUACCCAACGAUACGCAAGCUGCAAGCAUUUCUAAACGAUCGCACCUAUCUGAACGAGGAUCAGUGGGCACAGGAUCAGCGCUCCCAACUCUAUCGCCACAACAAUCGCUUCCUGGUAGUGCUCAUCUCGGCCAUCACAGUGGAAUCGUUGUGUUUUCUCGCUCGCCUUCUAUUAACACGGCCCGAGUUUAUGUUCCAGUACAAUGGACGCGUGUUGGGCGGACCGGCGGUACAGAUUGUGUACGGAAUGGUGACCGCUUGCUGGGGCAUUAUCUACGUGCUGUCCUUUAUCGGAUUCUAUAUGCUGCUGGCAGUCUUUCGACUUGAGAUGGAACUGUUGGCAAGAUCGUUUCGGCAGCUAGAAGAAACGCUUCUGCCAGAUCAGGAGCGAAUCGAUACAAUGGACCAGGAUCAAACCGAAAGGGCCUGCUGGAACAAACUUCAGGCCGAGCUAACGAUACGCAUCAAACGGCAUGUGGAGCUGCUAGAAAAUCUACGUAUCUUUCGAUCGAUUGUAGCACCGUUUGCGUUUCUGCAGUACUACUGCACGUUCGGCCUGAUAGCGGACUCGUUUUUCGUCGUUUCCUUCGAAGGUUUCACCGGCUACAGUAUGGCGUACGUACUGUUUGCCUCAUUUCUCAUCCUCGAAUCGUUACUGCUCUGCCGGGGAGUGGAAGAUUUGAACGAUUUGAAUCGACAGAUUGGAACGAUCCUGUAUAAUUUCGAUUGGCCUAGACUGUUGCGAUUUUCCGUCCGUUACCGUCACGAGUACCGCAGCGUUCGGCGUACGAUUCUGCUGGUAAUUCUUCAGUCACAGCAAUCGUUAAGGUUCAGUUACGGUGCGCACGGUGAAAUCUCGAUGCACAGUUUCGCGGAACUGAUGCAGAAGAGCUAUUCGAUGCUAACGUUUAUGUUGCAGCUUCAAAACUAGGCAAAGCAUUACGAUGCUCUUACUUUACUACCCUUGUUGGUUGUAAAAACACGGUCAGUGUAACUUGAUGCAUGCGUUUGUUAAUUGCUGACCAUGCUUGAUGGCACAAAGUGCACGGUGUAAUUGCAUUAAAAGAAAGUUUCUGCAGAUAUCUUUUAUAUGCUUUUUUGCUUAGAAAAAGCGACUUCAUAGAGAGAG
Molecule: messenger RNA, 2240 nt
Organism: Anopheles stephensi (Asian malaria mosquito)
Lineage: Eukaryota; Metazoa; Arthropoda; Insecta; Diptera; Culicidae
Exons: 4
Coding region: 765-2042 (425 amino acids)
Biological process (GO): sensory perception of smell; detection of chemical stimulus involved in sensory perception of smell
Cellular component (GO): plasma membrane
Molecular function (GO): olfactory receptor activity; odorant binding
Source: RefSeq, a predicted model, not a curated record